CGCCCGACAGAUUCUUCCCCGCGAAGAUGGUGAAUCAGGAGACCGGAUCGCACCGGAGCUCGACCGCUACGUUGAAGUUCCUCUGCAGCUACGGCGGCAAAAUACUCCCCCGCAGGCCCGACGGUAGGCUCCGCUACGUCGGAGGCCUCACCAGAAUCCUCGCCGUCGAUCGCUCCGUCUCUUGCGCCGAGCUGAUGGUGAAGCUCGUCGAGUUUUGCGGCUUCUCCGUCGCGCCGAAGUGCGAGUUGCCAGGCGGCGACUUGGAGACUCUGGUCUCUAUCAAGUCCGACGAGGAUUUGGCCAACCUGAUCGAGGAAUACGACGAGGCUUCGCUGAGAUCGAGAUCUUCUUCAUCUUCUCCGGGCGCGCCGUUCAAGAUCAGAGCCGUCCUCUUCGAGCCGAGAUCGGGCGAGCAAGCGUCUCCGCCUCCAUCACCGUCUCCGUCCGCCGCGUCCAGCCUCAGCUCCUCUCCUCACGAGUCGCCGAGGCGCAGAAUCGGCGAGCGGAGCUUCUCGCCGAGGAUCGUGGCCGGCGUGGGGUGCCGCAGCGGGUCACCAAUGAUCGGUCACCACUGCAACUUCUACGGUCCUGGACAGCCUAGAGUUCCCUGCGCUGCUGCUGUUCACUGUCGCCGCAAUUACUGCCAAUAAGAAAGCAGGUCUCUCGUCUCGUAACAGCAGGAGUAGGGCCAUGAAAAUCGAGAAAAUUACUGUUCGACACCAGUAGGAAAUUAGAGAUCUUACAGAAUUAGGGACGG
Molecule: messenger RNA, 757 nt
Organism: Rhodamnia argentea
Lineage: Eukaryota; Viridiplantae; Streptophyta; Magnoliopsida; Myrtales; Myrtaceae
Exons: 2
Coding region: 27-650 (207 amino acids)
Molecular function (GO): protein binding
Source: RefSeq, a predicted model, not a curated record